AUAAAAACAACCUAUUUCGUUUCUUUUAAAUAUCGUCGUUUAAAGGGUUCUUUGAAUCAGCCCUUUUCUCACCGCCCACCAGAGAGGGGGUUUCCACAGGCUGCUGAUCAAAGUUAGCUGCGGGCUAACUUCACCGACAGGCUCCAACCAUGUCCGCCUCAGCUGGCUGCUCCCCGUCGGGCCACAGCUCCGGCCUGGGUCCCGGGAUGUCCAUGUUUCGUUGGCUGGAGGUGCUGGAGAAGGAGUUCGACAAGGCGUUUGUUGACGUGGAUCUAUUGCUCGGAGAAAUAGAUCCCGACCAGGUGGAUAUCACCUACGAAGGAAGGCAGAAAAUGACCAGUCUGAGCUCUUGUUUUGCUCAGCUCUGCCACAAAACACAGACGGUGUUCCAGCUCAACCACAAACUGGAGGCCCAGCUCGUUGACCUGCGCUCUGAGUUGACUGAAGCUAAAUCUGAGCGGACGGUGGUGGAAAAGGAGGUCCAUGACCUGCUGCUGCAGCUUCAUGCUCUGCAGUUGCAGCUUAGCGCCAAGCAGGGUCAGGCAGAAGACUCUGACAGCAUCAAAGACAGGCUGCUUGCAACAACCUUGGAAGGGAUGGAACAGGAACUCCAGGCUGGUAAGAAAGAGAAAUUAAGUGAGGCAAGACUGGAAGCAGAAGUCCGACUUUUUAAGAAAGAAAAUGAGGCCCUUCGUAGACACAUUGCCGUUCUGCAGGCUGAGGUGUAUGGAGCCAGGCUAGCUGCUAAAUAUUUGGACAAGGAACUGGCUGGCAGGUAAGAAAAUUCUGCUCACAUUCUUGAACUAAAU
This is a messenger RNA of Fundulus heteroclitus (mummichog), 809 nucleotides long. Its product is annotated as Golgi-associated PDZ and coiled-coil motif-containing protein-like. NCBI's taxonomy places the organism in Eukaryota, Metazoa, Chordata, Actinopteri, Cyprinodontiformes, Fundulidae. Gene Ontology annotation, molecular function: transmembrane transporter binding. The transcript has 4 exons. Gene Ontology annotation, biological process: negative regulation of protein localization to cell surface. The coding region runs from base 150 to 779 and encodes 209 amino acids. Gene Ontology annotation, cellular component: membrane; trans-Golgi network transport vesicle; Golgi apparatus. The record is from RefSeq and is a predicted model, not a curated record.